CUAGAUCACUUUGUCAAAUCAAAUCUACGUCUCGGAAUCUGAGCCAAUCUAGUGGAGCUUGGCUAGAGUAAAAUUUUUAGGCACUGAUUGAUUUUAUUUACUGCUUUCUUCUCUAAUGCUCAAGAUGAUUGCUUGAGUCGUUUAAACUGUUAUAGCCCAAUUUAUUUUUCGAUACUGACCUCUACCGAUCGUAAAAUCUGUAUAAAUAAUAAAGCUUCCUUGUGUAGGAAUCGAAUUUUUUUGUACUUGUGAUAACAUAAUUAUUAGCAGUGGAGUUCUCAGAGAGUGAUAGUUCUUCGGAAUCUACAAGAUCUCCUUCACCAACGAUGAAUAAUUCUGCUGCAAAAGUAGGUGAAAUAUUUCGGGAAGCAGGCAUUGCUUUCAACAAAUUGUCUGAAAUGACUAUGCUUUUACAUCCUAUGGGUGACUCUCAACCAGGGGGUAAAUGGACAGAUGAAGAGAUAGAAAUGCUCCGUUCCUGCAUUCAUCGCUUUGCGGUUGACCUCAAUAAGUUGAGCCAACAUAUCAAAAAUAGGACUGUGACACAAAUCCGGACUAGGCUAAAGAAGAAAGCAUUCGAAGAUGCAGGUAUACCUGUACGUCAGGUAAGCAGUACAGCGACCAGCCAUGCGCCGCCGCAGCCCCCACAGGUAACACUUAACAUGCUCAACGCUUCAGAAAACGAGGUAGACGUUGAAGGUCUGAGCGGCGAUGUCAAGCUGGAGUUCGAAGGGGGAAACGAAGAAGUGGCCACCUGAAACAUGUUCAGCUUUUCUUACAACUAAGCAGACGACUUUUAGGCACAGGAUUUGGGACAUGCAUAUUGGUGACAGGCAUUUUAUCAAAUUGUAGUGUGAGAAUAUUAUUCGGGCAAUUAUGUUUACAUAGAAUAUGAAUAAAAUAAAUGUGCUUGUGGGUUGAAAAAGUUAUAUUUAUUUUGUUUGUUACAAUUAAUUAUUUAUGCCGUCUUAAAUAUGUUUAAUUUUUCAUCCCACGUCUCGUUAACAUUUUAAUCAAAACAAUUUGAAUUUACAGUUUUUAUUGAAUUUGAUAUAAUCAAAAACCUGUUUAAUAAUACACCUUAAGGCUAUGUUCUUCUAGAAAAAGAAAAAUAUCUCUAGUUAUAUGAAAUGAGUGCUUCUCAUUUAACGAAUAUUUCAUGACAAAUGUUAAUAUGCCUGUUGCGGAUAAAGAAUGGUAUUGUCGUCCCAAAUUCUCUGCCUAAAAUUAUGAUGUCGUCUGCUUACGUUACUAGUAUUAAGUAUGAUAAAGACAGCAGCAGUUAUAUUCAAUUAAUCAAGGACUUUGGUGAUAAUGAUGAAAUUUAUGAUUAUUGACCUGAAUUUAGAAUAAACACUACUAACUAAAAUAUUCACAAUAUACAGUUUAGUUAGUACAGUACAAAAAUGCGGUAAUUUUCAAUGAAAACGAGUGAAGAUUGAAGUACCCAAAGAAUAAAUUACUAGUAUAAUACAAUCCUGAAUAUAACUGCUGUCUUGUAAUAUGUAAACUGUAGGUAGCCAGGAAAAUAAGUCACACUGAUGUUUCAGGAAAAAAAUUCAGGAAAAGUAAAAGCACUAAAUUUAUUAGCCAAUUGUAAAAGGUGGUUCUGGGCAUACUUGGGUAUUAACGAACCUGAACACUUGAUGAAUUUUUUCUGCGGCAACACCAAAUAAGUAAGCAGGUUUUACAGAUCCUACAUAAUUUGCCAAGCCUAAGUGAUGGGACAAAAACAGAAAAUUAGCUUCAUUCCACUGGUGAUGGAUAUGUUAGGCGAUGCCUAAAUCAAUGAAAUUAUUAAUUUUUUACCAUGCAAUUGAUAGACUAAAAGAUUCUCCAAUAUCUCGAGACAAAAUAAAUAAUUCGAAGUUGUCAAUGUGACUGGUUUUCGGCUAUAAAUGUUAAUAAUUAUAUAAAUAACGGACUAUUCGUUUCAUAGCUGUUCUCUCAAUUUCAAAAUCGACAAAUAAUGUGCGCUCAAUUAUAUAUUUGUUUAAUGUAGGUAAUAUUUGUGGGGUUUCUUUAUGUUCCCAAAGAGAUGAGGAUGCUGGGUUUAACGCCAGGAGUUUUUCUUUAUUUUUCUUUUUUCUUCUGUUCUUCUUCGGUUCUGUACUUAUUCCAUACAAAUAUUUCUUGAGCUUUGUUGGCAUUACUUCUUUUUUACCUUUGGCAGAAAAGUGUCAUCCGCUCCUGGCAUUACGAUGAUGGACAAAUUUGUUUAAAAGGCAAUUUCAUGUAUUUAUAUGUAUUUGUGUGUAUGAAACGUUUAGUCCUAGAAUAUAGAUUAUGGUUUGUUAGAUAUAAAUAGUUUAAAUUGUAGUUUUGGUGAUGUCGAACUAGUUAGUAAUGAUAAUGUUAAUUGUAAAUUUAAAUUCAUUUGGAAGCGAGUAGUUAGUACUUUGUGAAUUCCAUAAGGUAAAUUAAUAAAUUUUAAUAAACCAUUUUGUAUUCAUAAUAGAAGAAGUUGUACCGCUAAAAAAAUGCAUAAGGCUAUUUGACAUUUUGUCAAUUGUACAAAUUCCGAAUUAGUGUUUCUUAGCUUAUUCCAGCUUAGUAAUUUUCCCAAACUGUAAUAAAGUAAUUAGACUAGGCAUGCUGUUUAUAUAAAACCCAAUGAUAUCAGCUAAAAUUAGUUUUCUUUGUUAAUUAUUAUUAUAAAUGACAGGACCAACUUUAUAGCAGAACAGUUACAAAAAAUAUUUUAAAAUAAAAUUCUUAUAGAUACACUGUAUGUUAUAAUAUGUAUACAUACAAAGGUAAAAGUGCAAAGUUAAUUUGAUGAGGCCUUCAAUUAUAAAUCAAUUAGUGCAGCUUUUAACAAUAAAAUGUAUAUUAAUAGCACAUAUUUACCUAUAUGAACAGUAAAUCCACUCGUUCACGUCUUAAAUACAAUUUAUCCACAAAUCUUAACUAAUAUUAUAAUUAUAAAUGAAACGAAUAUGAGUUUGUUUGUUAUCUCUUCACGCGUAAUCUACUCAACCAAUCUUAUUGAAAUUUCUCGUAUAUAUUACAGUCUGGGAAAGAACAUGGGGUACGUUUCAUUGUGUGAUUUGCGAAAAUCCUGAAUUCUUUUGUAGGUGCCGCCGCCGCCGUGUAAAUUCACGCAUGCGUACCGCUAUUAGUCGCGCAAAAUUCGCGUGGGGGGAGCCGAGGGUAAAAGCUAGUAAGUAAUAAAUAGAGGUAGUUAUUACUUCUAAUAUUUUUCUAGCUCUAUAGUAGCAUAGAAUAAGCAUGUUGAGUAAUUUAAUUCUAAAUUUAGCCUUAAAAAAUGGUGAAAUGCAUCAAACAAAAAGCUGCCUAAGAUAUAGUUAUAAUAUCACAUUAUUUGGGUGAAUUCAUAACAUAAUGAUACUUAGUUGUAACGUCCCAACUAGGUGUUUCAAUGUACACUUUCUUAUAUUUUAAGAUCUAGCUCUUGUCACUGGUAAGUAGAGCGUUCAUUCUUCUCUUUCUUUUUGUUAUUGUUUUUAUUCCUUGGUAAGUCUGAAAGUCUAAUAUUAUCACAUACAUUAAUACAAUAUAUGUCUGUAGGUACAUUUCACAUAAUAUUAAAAUCUGUACAAAUUUCUAGAAAUGUAUGAGCGAUCUUAAAACCACAGUGGUUUUUAUUAGUUUCACGUUAAUAGGUUUUAGUAUAUCUAUAUAACGUAUGAAAUCAAAUCUAUGUUGGUAUAUUUCUAGAAAUUUUAUAGUGUAUUUGACAAUGAAAUAAUAUUGAAAACGUAGCAAUGUCACUAGUUUGUUGAUUAUGCACACCACACUUUAAUUUUAUUAGAAUGAGUGUUAAUUACUUUUUAUUGUUAAGCACUAUCACAUGUACAUUAACAAAUAAAGUUCCAAGUUCA
Molecule: messenger RNA, 3845 nt
Organism: Amyelois transitella
Lineage: Eukaryota; Metazoa; Arthropoda; Insecta; Lepidoptera; Pyralidae
Product: chromatin complexes subunit BAP18
Exons: 5
Coding region: 327-758 (143 amino acids)
Cellular component (GO): NURF complex; MLL1 complex
Source: RefSeq, a predicted model, not a curated record